GCACGCCUAGUAGACAUUCAAUAAGGAUUGACUUGACCACGCCUUUAUCCCGCCCCCGACUCUGCCCCGGUUGCUUUUUCUUCAUUCUUUUGCUCUGGAGCUUUUAAACCCCAGGCGGCCACCGUAGGUGAUUGUAGCAAAAUGGCGUCCUUUGUGUUAGGGAGAGCUGUGAGAGCCGCCUCAGGAAUCUUACGGCCUGUGAAUAUUUUGGCAUCUUCAGCCUAUCGAAACAAUACCAAGAAUGCCUGUCUCCAUUCUGCACUGUUCACUGGACAUUUUAGUCUUACUCACAUACCAGUUGUUUCUUCUGCUCCCAGACUUGUCACAUCUGUCAGAAAUCUGACAUAUGGAUAUACUGGAAUGAUCCUUAAUAGAAACUGGUAUGUUGAUGAUCCUUAUCAGAAAUAUCACGAUCGAACAAACCUGAAAGUAUAGAUCAGAAGUUUUUAAUUGUUACUGAAUCUGUAUCUUUGUAUACAUGAUGUCUUUGCAAAAAUGACAUGUAAAAACUUAAUGUAAGUUUUACCAUCUGAUAUGUAAAGAUAGAGUACAAAUGUGCAAUUUAUGAGAGUUUUAACUGAACAGAUUAAACAUUCCCAUAUUUGGUUAAGGAACUAGACGUUUAAAAUUGUGCAUUAUUUUUAACAAAUGGUAAUGGCUUCACUAGAUGUUCCAAUUAGGCUUAUUUAGAAAUCUCAAA
Heterocephalus glaber (naked mole-rat) is the source of this 700-nucleotide messenger RNA. Lineage: Eukaryota; Metazoa; Chordata; Mammalia; Rodentia; Bathyergidae. The record is from RefSeq and is a predicted model, not a curated record.